Molecule: messenger RNA, 1080 nt
Organism: Chlorella variabilis
Lineage: Eukaryota; Viridiplantae; Chlorophyta; Trebouxiophyceae; Chlorellales; Chlorellaceae
Exons: 10
Coding region: 1-1080 (359 amino acids)
Biological process (GO): ubiquitin-dependent protein catabolic process
Cellular component (GO): proteasome core complex, alpha-subunit complex
Source: RefSeq, a predicted model, not a curated record
AUGAACCAACCUGUCAUCCUUUAUGCCUUAGAACGGCGCCAAAACGGCGCCAAGAAUGUGUUUCUCACUAAGUCAGAUGUAGAGGGCAUCAUCCGGAUCAAGCAGGGCGACGAGCAGGCGCCCUCAGGCCGGCGGCGGCGGGGUGCGGGAGGGGGGGCGGCAGUGCAGGGCGGCGCCAAGAACUACAGCAAGAAGGUGCUGCAGUUCUUCCAGACAGCCUCCCCCGCCACCAUGUGCCGCACCAUCCCCCUUGCGCUGGCGCUGCUGGCCUGCCUGGCCUUUGCCGCGCCCGCCCACGCCGGCCAUCUCUACACUGGCCCCGGCUCCUUCAUCAACUCGUUCACCUCCGUCGCCCCCAUCAAGCUGCCCGGCGCCGAGCUGCGCCUGGUGACCGCCGGCGAGAUCUUCGGCCUGAACCUGGCCGGCCUCUCUGCGCUGCACAUCAAACUCUCCCCCUGCACCAUCCUGCAGCCCCACACCCACCCGCACGCCGAAUUCGUCUUCACCAUCUCCGGCAAGGUGGUCCACUCGACGCCCUACAACAACAAGACCCUGACCGGCGUGGUCUCCAACACCAAGGCCGCCCUUGCCAAGGGCUUUGCCGUCUUCCCCGCCGGCCAGCUGCACGUCACCCAGAACGACGCCUGCACUCCCGCUGAGCUGAUCGCGUUCUUCCCCGCCCCCGCCCCCGACCUCUACUUCUACCCGUACACCGAGGCCUACCUGCCCGCCAACACCCUGGCCUCCUUCUUCGGCGGCAAGGUCAAGGCUGGUGACGCCUGGAAGCCCGUGGGGACCGCCAAGCUCGGUGAGCCUCUCUGCCUGCGCAGCAUGCUGCUCAAGUAUGACACAGACGUCACCACAUGGAGCCCCCAGGGCCGCAUCUUCCAGAUAGAGUACGCCAUGGAGGCUGUGAAGCAGGGCAGCGCCGCGGUGGGCCUCAAGAGCAACGAGUAUGCUGUACUGGCCACGCUCAAGCGCGCCCCCAGCGAGCUCUCCUCCUACCAGCGCAAGCAGGUCCCGCCAUGCCUGCCUGCCCGCCUCCCUCCCAUGCCGUGGACCAACACUUCCCUGCCGUGA